UUAGUUAAAUAUAAGAAAAGCCAGGCCCAGGAUCAUGCAACCCGUAGGAAAACAAAGAGAAUUUACGUCUCUUGAAGCUUUCGGGACUAUUGCAUUUGCUUCACUUAUGCUCCUAGCUGCUGCAGGUGGAUUGAGGAAGAAUAUCGGGAAAAUGUCAAAGGGUAGUAAUGAGAAGCACUCACAAUCGCUGAAACUGGAAAGAAAGCCAAUGUUGUUAUAUGAGGACACACAGAGUACCCAUACACCGAAAACAUAAAAUGUGCACGAGUAGCGUAUUCAAAAAUCA
Metschnikowia bicuspidata var. bicuspidata NRRL YB-4993 is the source of this 286-nucleotide messenger RNA. RefSeq lists its product as uncharacterized. Bases 35 to 256 code for a protein of 73 amino acids. The transcript has a single exon. The record is from RefSeq and is a predicted model, not a curated record. Lineage: Eukaryota; Fungi; Ascomycota; Pichiomycetes; Serinales; Metschnikowiaceae.